AAAAGGAAGAAACUUUAAAGCAGUUUGUUCAAGCGUUUGGAGUUUUCUUGAGUUCUUUUUCCGAUCGGUUCUUGGUGUGGCGAGUUUUAUGUAACGCUUCCCCUUUUCAUGUUAUGGUGAGAUUGCAUGCUUCCCCUCUUUACAAAAUGACAAGUAAAACGUUUGUUUGAUUAUCUGAAUUAGGUUGUUGGGUCAUUAUUGAAAUUUGAAAACACCCCAUUCCUGAUUCCUUAUGUUUAUCUUCUGUUACUGUUUUUAUUCUAAUUUACGUUUCUUGUUUGCUUGCUUCAACAAUUUCCGUUUAGUUUUCGUGAUUUGUGGUAUUUUAUAUGUGCAAUGAGCUCUUGUGAGGUUUAAGAACUGUCCAAUUCAAUGGAAAAGAUUGAUGAUUGUGUUUAAUGGAGAUGGUCAUAGUAGAGUCAGAUAUUCCAAUAUCUUAAUCAUUGGAAAACUGGGUCUGCUCCAGUUUGCUUGUUCUCCCUUUCUAAUUGCAUACUAUUUAUUAAUGAAAUACUGGUUCUUUGAAUUAUAUGGUUUACUCAGAUGAGUAACUGAAGUAUAAUUAAGGAAUUAUAAAACAUCCCAACUACUACUCUUAGUUAUAUUAAUGCUUUGACAAUCAGCUCUUAUAUUCCGAAUCUUAUUCGAUCUCGUUUGUAUAUUAUCUGCAUGUAAAUCUCUAAAAUUCCUAUGAGGAAAUGACUUUAUGGCCUUCCAAAGUUAUCUCUUGACUUUAAUCUUUGAUACCGAACGUGGAUUCCGUCGGUUGGCCAAAUGGUACUUAUUUUGCGAAGGACGGAUCUUGUUUUACAAUUUGUACGAGUUCGUCAUGGAAAUGCCACGCGGAACAUGUCAAUCUGUCGUUUUGGUUGGCAAACAUGGUUGCAGUACCUUCUUGGACUACUCCCAUCAAUGCCUUGAACCAUUCUAAGGGGAUAGCAUUCUCAGGAGGGCCGCUGACUUAUCUAUGUUUAGUGAUACUGAUGUUGGACUUAUGAUGUUUUCUCCUACAGGUCAAUUUACUAGUUUUGCCAGCAAGGGAAGGAUUGAGGAUAUCUUUCUUCGUUUCUUGGACUGGUGUGAUGAACGUGGACAACCACUCAAAAACCAUGAGGUAGCCUAUCGCUCUUCGUUCUCUCAUUUUCCCCAUUUUCUAAGACUGUUUUUGUCUCCCUACUAUGCUGUAUGUUGCCUGUGCUUACAGUUCUUGCGCAAAAGCUUGAAGCAUUUGAAGUAUGAAGCUGAAAUACUGGCUAAAAUAGGACGCAUAGAGGAACUUGAGAGAAAACUCGCUGACCUCAACAGGAAGAAAUAUGAAGCUGAGGAAAAGAUGAGGUCUUAUAAUCCAGAAACGAUUCAGAAGCGCUCAAUUUAUGAAGCUACUCAUCGACAGCAAAUUGUUAUGGACGCAAUUCGACGAAUUGAGAAGUUGAAACAUGAAAAGCUGCUUGAGAAAGAGAUUUCACCUUCAAAUCCUAAUAAUGUCGAGAUGCCUUCACUAGAGGUGGGCUCAAGUUCGGCAGCGGCAGAAGUUACAAACUCGGAAACACAAAGGAAUCAGUUACCAAAUGAUCACAACGAAAAAAACAUCAAAGAAAUGGAACCUUCGACAAGCUGAGAACAUGGCAGAUAGCAAAUGUCAUAUGUCGUUUCAAGGAAAGUGCAGCAUCAUUGUGGAUAGACUUGGGUUGCUCAAAAAGUUCGUGGUUUUCGUAUAAGUAAACAUCGUUAAUAACUUUAGCCUAGUCAAGCAGUUCCCUUUCUACAGUAUUGGGGUUUAAGGUUCAACUAUCCAGUUCUCCUACCUUGGACUUGUUUGCAUGUAAGGAAUAAAGAGAAACUUGUCCGUGUGUGCCAGUAGUAGUUCUUGCAAUCUUGUACUCCUUGUUUGAAGUCUUAUACUUAUCUGAACUGUUA
Molecule: messenger RNA, 1917 nt
Organism: Hibiscus syriacus
Lineage: Eukaryota; Viridiplantae; Streptophyta; Magnoliopsida; Malvales; Malvaceae
Product: agamous-like MADS-box protein AGL66
Exons: 10
Coding region: 968-1618 (216 amino acids)
Molecular function (GO): protein dimerization activity; DNA binding
Source: RefSeq, a predicted model, not a curated record